This is a messenger RNA of Exophiala mesophila, 231 nucleotides long. RefSeq lists its product as uncharacterized. The record is from RefSeq and is a predicted model, not a curated record. NCBI's taxonomy places the organism in Eukaryota, Fungi, Ascomycota, Eurotiomycetes, Chaetothyriales, Herpotrichiellaceae. The transcript has a single exon. Bases 1 to 231 code for a protein of 76 amino acids.
AUGUCUGCCAACGUCGAAUAUCUCACUCAACCAACGGAAGCUGUUGACUUCGAGGCUGAUCCAUUGGAAGCGAUGACUACAUACGCUCGCAGAAUGCAUCAACACACCCAACAGCAGAUGGAUGCCGCAACCCGAUCGGCUCGGCGUCGAAGUCCUGUUCUCGCUGAUGCUAACAACACGUUAUCAACCAAGAGCAGUAUCAGUAGCUCUUCAUCACGAGCCUCAUUUUGA